Molecule: messenger RNA, 3200 nt
Organism: Phycodurus eques (leafy seadragon)
Lineage: Eukaryota; Metazoa; Chordata; Actinopteri; Syngnathiformes; Syngnathidae
Product: Golgi-associated plant pathogenesis-related protein 1-like
Exons: 6
Coding region: 1-621 (206 amino acids)
Cellular component (GO): extracellular region
Source: RefSeq, a predicted model, not a curated record
AUGGCAGAUGCAAGCUUUCAACGGGAGUUCCUGGAAACUCACAAUGCCUACAGAGCACAGCACAACACACCACCUAUGACUCUCAACAAUGAGCUGAAUGCGGCGGCUCACGAAUGGGCGCAUCGCUUGCUGACUUUGGGUGCUGCACAGCACAGUGACAGCAAUGAUGGAGAGAAUAUUUAUUUCAAGUGGAGCUCAGUACCCAUUAAACUAACAGGGAAAGAAGCAGUGGAUUCAUGGUAUGGUGAAGUCCAGCAAUACAACUGGAGGAACCCAGGAUUUCAAAGCAACACAGGUCAUUUUACUCAGGUUGUGUGGAAAGCAAGCACCCAACUGGGAGUGGGUAUGGCCACUGAUGGCAACAAGGUUUUUGUUGUUGGGCAGUAUCGACCAGCCGGCAACAUCAGCAUGAGCCAAAACUUCAGGGAAAAUGUCCUCCCACGAGUACAUAUAAAACAAACAAACCCAGUAACGGGGAGCGAGCACGUAGGAGCCGAUGUGCAUGCUGAAGUCAGGAUUCAGAGACAGCAUGAUGUCCUGCAUGGCGGAAUUGAAGACAAGUUCCUGCUGGGAGCAUGGCCAGACGCAGUGGAGAAGGUAAAAAUCUUCCGAGGCGCCUGAGGAGCAACACAGAAGAAGAGGGCAACGCUACUACCGAAGCAGGCGUCCGAAAAGCAGCCCAUCCCUGGGGGUGAACGUCAGCGACUGGAGAGAGUGGAGCAGAACUAGUCCACAACGUGGCAAAGUCCUCCAUCUGAGCCAUUAGGAUGGAAGCUGAUAAGAGCUUCUGAGGGAUUUGGCUAGCUAGCUGGCACAAAAAAAGUAGGUGGUGGUCCCAGGUGAAAGCCUGCCCGGGUUCCACCUUCAGCCACGGUACGGCAAUUACCAUAAUGUGACUUCAGACCAGUUGUUCUACUGUAAUUACAUGACCGAGUAGCUCGAGUUCGUAUAUAGUGGGGGAUGGGCGAGCCAUGCAGACGGCCGACUGCGUCACUGAGCGUUCUUUUAAUCAAGCUCACCAAAAUAAUGAAAAAAUGAUGUGAAAUGAUGAAAAAAAACCAGUUCAACACUAUAGCUCCACAAUUCAUUACCUAUACCAUAUAUAUAGUUCUCAGUCUCUGUAUAUGUUUUCAGCAACUAUCUUCAAACAAGUAUAAUGUAUUUUGAAACAAAGCUCGGAAUUCACUUUACGGGGACUAACCUAUUUCAUAAAUGGGAGAAACCCCACACGAGACGAUAAAAUAUCGGCAUGUUUUUUUCUCUCUCAAUAUGUAGUGUACUGAAGAUGCGCAACACAGCACACACCCGACCAACAAGUCUCGUCCCCACGUUGCAUUUUUCUGUGGACGGCUGAAGCGUUCACUUGCUAACGUGUGUUUUAUAAACAUGGCAAACAAUACAGUACAUGGGCCAUUUUCAUAUAAUUUCAUCAAUAACAGUAAAGAUGUGGCCCAAUGAAUUUCCUUUUGAAAAUCAAAUAAUUUGACUUGAAUCAUGUGCAGUUGUUAUCCAUCAAAAGCUCAAAAUUGUUUCUCAGAAAAUAUUAUAAAGUCAUAUUUUUCAAACUUUUAAUGCCAAAAUGUCUUUACCGUUAGGCAUCCCAAAUUAAGUUUCAUGAUUUGUUACGUUUUUGUGUCUUUUUAGAUUUAUAGCAUUUGUCUCCUAUUGCUUAGUAUGCCUUUUCCAUGAAAACUAACACAAGUGCAUCUUAGUUUCUUCUAUUCCCUUUUUGUUUUUGUUUUUUUUUUUUGGGGGGGGGGGGCAGUCUUUUCCAAAUGCUGCUUCUUUUGUCACUCAAGCUGUCUCAUUAUGUUGUUGCAAUCCACCAGCGGUAUCUGUAAUGUUACAGAAGUGCCAGGGUUGGAAUUUGUGAGUGUUGGAACUAAUUGCUAUUGUGUACUAUUGUCUUCACCAGGAAUAUGAUUGGAUAAAGACGAGUGUAAUGUGUAGUUAGGACCAUUUAUCCACUUCAAACUCUCUAUCCUCAAGAGUUUGAAGGGCAACACGUAAAAUUAUGCAACUCACUUUACCGUUAUAAAGUAUCAAUGGGUCGCCAUCAUUUUCCCUCUUAAGGACUGCAUUUACUAUGAAUGCCUAACAUUUUAAAACAUCCAUAACCUUUUGAAAAUAACACACUGGCUCUUUCAGCAUGGGAGACACUUACCCAUAUAAAACACCCAAAAAUGUGAAAUUAUAAUUUUUCUUGGGCAGGUUUCUUCACCAUCAUUGAUUAAACUUAUAUGAAAAUGACCAACAUAGCCAUGUCACUACCUGUAGAGCGGUGUGUCUCCCACUCUAAACUGAUACCUGUAAGUGGCAGUCCAUAACUUUCACCCUUUGGACCAAGCAGCAUUUUCUUCUGGCAUUGAAGUAGGUAAUGGUGAUACCAGUUUUAAAAUCUGGUCAAAACUGACCCUGGAAACUACAAACCAAUUAAAAUCCGCCGUGACUUUUAAGAUUGCUGAAAAGUCUACACUGCAAAAAAAGGGAGUUAUAAGAACAUUUUAAAAAAUGACUUAUGGGAAAUGUUUCUUAUUUCAAGUCUAAAAAGAAAAAAUAAUCUUGAUGAGCAAAUUCUGCAUUCGUAACUUUACCGCAAAGAAAAAUAUUGAAUUUUUUCUUCAUAAGAAAUGAUCGCUAAUUUUAAGAUUGAAUUGGUAAUAGAAGCAACAAAGUUUGCAUAAAAUCCAGAACAGAAGAGCAAGAUAUUUUUUUCUUAUUUUAAGAUUGCACAACUUCUCAAUUUAAGAAAUUGGGGAAUUAUACCAUUUAAAGUUUCAAUUCAGCAGUUUUUUGCACCACGCAAAACAACUUAAAACUGAAUGGUGAAUCAGAACUACAUGUCAUGCUUUUUUGGAACUUGCAUGGCUCGUUGUGCCUCGCCUUCGUCUCCACCCACCACCUACCCCCUACCCCCUUUCCCUCUCUCAGCACCCCCUCGCCUGCGCACCUGUUCCCAAUCAGCACUCAUCACUGCCUGCAUUUUAGCCAGCCAGAUCCAGGAAUUCAGCGCCAGAGUAUUGAUGUUCAUCCGCGUCCUCCUUCCGUGUCCCCCGCCUCACUGUCCGCUCCAGCCACGCUGCCAAGCUAUUCCUCCUGCCCGUGCUUCCGCUUCCUUCAACUUCCCCGUUCCAAUGGACCAACAUCGCCCCUCGGAUAGCCUAUCCGCUGAGCAAUACUUAAUAAACCAUUCUCAUCAA